Messenger RNA from Lagopus leucura (white-tailed ptarmigan), 7299 nucleotides. It is a transcript of the gene PLEKHH1, whose product is annotated as pleckstrin homology, MyTH4 and FERM domain containing H1. Gene Ontology annotation, cellular component: cytoskeleton. NCBI's taxonomy places the organism in Eukaryota, Metazoa, Chordata, Aves, Galliformes, Phasianidae. The transcript is spliced from 28 exons. The record is from RefSeq and is a predicted model, not a curated record.
AGGUAUCCCAGGUGAACAAAUAACUUCACAAUGGCUGAACUCACAGAGGAGAGUGGCAGCUGUAUGGACUGGCAAAAGCGAUGCCUUGCAUUGGAGUCCCAGCUCUUCAAAUUCCGCUUGCAGGCAAGCAAGAUCCGAGAGCUGUUAGCUGAGAAGAUGCAAGAAUUGGAACAGAGAGUGAUAGAAGCAGAGCAAAGAGCUGAGGAUGCAGAAAAACAGGUCAGAGUUAUGGGAGAGGAGAUAAAACUAGCCAACAUGAAGACUAGUGAAUCAAACAGCACUCUGUACAGGAAAUAUCAAGAGCUGAUGAGUACAGUGCAAAGAAAGGAAGAUGUGAUUAGCAGACUGGAGACACAGUUAGCAAAACAGAAACAGCUGAGGACUGAGGAAGCCAAAAUCAUUCAAGAGAAAGCUGCCAAGAUUAAAGAGUGGGUAACAUUUAAGCUGAAAGAGCUUGAGCUAGAAAAUUACCACCUGAAAAACUGUAAUCAGAGGCUGACUGAGCAAAUUGAAGCCCUUCAGGACACGUUGCAAGAUAUGACCAGCAUUCCUCCUUUGGAAUCUCUUUGGAGCUGUAAUUCUCUGAAGCCCAGAGCACCACAGGUCUCUUAUCCUGAGAAGAUUGACCAGAAAUCUGGGCUCCUUGCACCUGCUUUCAGACAGGUGUGUCAGACAGGAUUGACCAAACGUGUCCAUUCAACAACAAACAUAGUCCUGGCCAGUGAUAACUUUACUGAGGAAGAAGAGGAUAAAUCUCUGCUUUCCCAGAACACACUGAAGCUCUUGACUGACCCAUCAAGCUGGAAUCUCUCCACAGAGAAAGACACGUUCUCAGCCAUAAGCUCAAAACACAGUCUAGGGUGCUCUGAUCCCACAUCACUGGAUCCUCCAGUCGUGCCUACAAAACUCCUAGGGGCUUUGACUUUCCCGUCAUCUUUAGCAAGUAACCAUAGCACUGUGAGCACCUUGAAACAAGUGACUUUGGACAGAGCCAGCUUCCCCGAUGAUUUGAAUGCCAGGUUCCACUCCCACUGUUUGGAUUCUUCUUUCUCAGGAGAAAUAAUGAGCAUCUUUGAGGGCCAUCUUCAAACUGCUGAGCCACCCCUAGUUGUGUCAGCAUCUGCCGUUACAGCAUGUUCCACCCGUCCAGAGAGAGAACAUGGACUUAGCAUAAGUAUGACCUUUCCAAAAAUACGAACUCCCAGUACACCAAGAGACAGUAUCCAACUAGCCAAAAGACAUUACAGUCAACCACAGUCAGGUACUAGUUCUUCCUGUCGUGUAAUGAGCUUCGAGGCUAGCACCUUCCAGCCCAUAAAAGAUUCCUCAGUCUGUCACAGGCCAGUGGAGGAGACAGACAUUGACGAUGACGCAGUGCUGGAGAAGAUGGAGACAGAAGGUGACUUGGUGAGGGAAGAAGCUGGAAUGUGUGAGAUUAACCACUUACCUACAGAACAGAGAGAAGUUGUGCGUUCUAAGGCUGGUGUCCUUGAACCAGGAGGUAAACCUCCCACACCACCUCUGCACAGAUUUCCUUCCUGGGACUGGUGUUUUUGACUGACCAUUGCUGUUCAUGGUAUUGUAUUGUUCCAGGAGAGCCGAAUCUAUGCCGUGGCCAAGUCUGGCAUGAGGAUGUCUGAAGUGGCCACUGUGAAUGACACUCCCAGCUGCUUUUCAAAUUUCUCAUAUUCAGCUUCUGGGACAUUUACCUGUCUCAUCUACAAAAACAUCACAGUUCCAGUCUACACUACAUUGAAGGGGAAAGCCACACAGAUCAGCAACGUGCCUUUCUUAGAUGAGUCUUCAGGCUCCGAUGAUGACUGUGGCUCCCAUGCCAGCUUCAGGAAUUCUGCUGCUGGAUCUGAAAACAGGAAAGCUAGUGUGCCAGGCAGCCCUCGUGCAACAAAAAGAGGUGUUUCUAUGUCCUCAGUGAGCUCUGAAAGUGACUAUGCUGUCCCUCCUGAUGCCUAUUCCUUGGAUGGUGAUUACUCAGAGCCAGAGCACAAGCUACAACGGACAUCAUCAUAUUCCAAUGAUGGUGGAAUUUGCACUGAACCCAUGGAGAAAUCAGGUUACUUGCUGAAAAUGGGCAGCCAGGUGAAGAUGUGGAAGAGACGAUGGUUUGUACUAAGAAACAGACAAAUCAUGUACUAUAAAUCUCCGAGUGAUGUUAUCCGCAAACCACAAGGGCAGAUGGAGCUAAAUUCCUCAUGCCAAAUUGUCAGAGGUGAAGGGUCCCAAACAUUCCAGCUCAUGACGGAGAAAAGAACCUACUUCCUGACAGCAGACUCUCCCAACAUCCUGGAGGAAUGGAUUCAUGUCCUACAGAGUAUUCUUAGAGUACAAGUGACCAGUCCUGUUGGAGUUCCUCACAGUGAUACUAAACCCACUGUGAAAGGUUGGCUCACUAAGGUCAAGCAUGGUCAUUCUAAGCUGGUCUGGUGUGCACUGAUUGGAAAAACUUUUUACUACUACCGAAAUCAUGAGGAUAAGUGUCCCUUAGGGCACCUACCUAUGCGUGAGUCCAAAGUGGAAGAAGUAGACCGUUCCUGUGACUCUGAUGAAGAUUAUGAAACCACUGGUGGAGGACUUCUCUCAUCCCACUGCACUUUGGUCAUUCACCCACAAGACCAGAGUCCCACAUACUUACUCAUUCGCACAAAACAGGAGAAGGAUACCUGGCUCUACCAUCUGACAGUAGCAGCUGGUAGCAGGAAUGCCACAGUGGGCACAUCAUACGAGCAACUCAUUGGAAAACUGUUGGAUGCAGAGGGAGACCCUAAUUCUCCACUGUGGAAACACCCUAUGUUGUGCUACAGUAAAGAUGGGCUGCACAUGUCCCUCACCACUCUGCCUUCUGAGGCUCUGCAGACUGAAGCUCUGAAACUUUUCAAGUCCUGCCAGCUGUUCAUCAAUGUCCCUGUGGAAGCAUCCUCAAUUGAUUACCACGUGUCACUCGCCCAGACAGCACUGCAGGUCUGCUUGACACAUACUGAGCUGCAGAAUGAAAUCUUCUGUCAGCUUGUUAAACAGACGAAUUGCAGACAGCCCCAGAACCACUCAGUCAUUCAGUGCUGGCAGCUCCUGGCUUUAUGUGCUCCUCUGUUCCUGCCCCAGCAUCACUUCCUUUGGUACGUCAAGCAGCACUUGCAGCGCCACACCGACCCCAGGAGUGAAAUAGGCAAGUAUGCCAUCUACUGCCAGAGAUCAGUGGACCGCACUGUGCAGACUGGUGAACGGGAAGCCAAGCCCUCAAGAAUGGAGAUUGUGUCCAUCCUGCUGAGGAAUCCCUACCAUCACUCACUCCCCUUCAGCAUCCCAGUGCAUUUCAUGAAUGGAACCUACCAGGUUGUAGGUUUUGAUGGUUCCUCAACAGUUGAUGAAUUCAUCCACCGGUUGAACCAGGAGACAGGAAUGCGGAAACCAUCCCACAUGGGAUUCUCUCUGUUCACAGAUGAUCCUUCUGGCAGGGAUUUGGAACACUGUCUGCAGGGCAACAUGAAGAUCUGUGACGUCAUUUCUAAAUGGGAACAAGCCUUAAAAGAAUUGCAUCCUGGUAAAUAUGAAGGUGGCACAAGAAUCGUGAAAUUGACCUAUAAGAGCAGGCUGUAUUUUCGGAGCCAAGCCAAGGGUGAGACAGACCGGGAGCGGCUGCUGCUGGCCUUCCAAGUCAGCAAUGAAAUAGCCAGUGGAAGGUUCCCAGUUAAUAAAGAAUUAGCUCUGGAGAUGGUUGCUCUGAUGGCUCAGGUAGAAUAUGGGGAUUUGGAUCGGACAGCAUCUUCAAGUCCUGGGGGAACAUCACACUCCAAAAUGCAGCAUCUUCUCCAUCAGGUCUUGGAUAAAUUCUACCCCAAACACUACAAGAAAAACAUUGCUCAUGAACAGCUCAAGCAACUGGCUGACAGGCUGGCAACAAAAUGGAUGGUGCUGCAGGGAUGCUCUCCACUGGAAUGCGUUCGAAUUUAUUUGACAGUGGCCCGCAAAUGGCCUCUCUUUGGAAGCAAACUAUUUACUGCUAAGCCUAUUUUGCCUUCCUCAUUAGAAGACUGUCCAGUCUGGAUAGCUGUGAAUGAAGAUGGUAUCAGCGUACUGGAUUAUAACACUAUGCACCUGAAAUUCUCUUACACAUACUCUUCUGUGUUGACCUUUGGAGGCUGUCGAGACGACUUCAUGAUUGUAGUCAAUCAAAUAAAAGAAAGGAGUUCUGGAAAAAGCAGCACAGAAAAACUCCUUUUCACAAUGGCAAUUCCAAAGAUUGUUGAAGCAACACUUCUUAUUGCCACCUACAUUAACUCCCGGUUGACAACUCCGCUCCUACCCUCCGCACAGCCCUCUCGAAGCACACCACCUGCCAACAGGCUCUGGGAGACUGAAAGUCGGUGUUUUUUCCCUUCCAUGCCCCGAAGCACUAAGGGGCCCACCCUGCUCUGAGGGCUCAUUCCGAUUUGGGAAUUUUUUAUUUGUGGGGUUGCAGUGUGCUGUUGCUUUCCCCACUGCUCUGUACCAAACUGCAGACUGCUACAAUUCUGCCAGUUACACACCUUGUUUUAAUGCGGGCUCUGGUUCUUUUUGCUGCAAGUAUUCUUCCAUCUCCCAAGCUUACAGCUUUGUUUACAAGCAACAUUUUCUUUAAUGCUUCCCAUUUUCAGCUUUGCACCUGCAUUUAAAUCACUGCACUGCACCCUACGCCUGGGACCUCAGCCCAGUUCUUGAACUCCUUGUGGUCUCUUGUCCUCAUCAGUCCCUUUGGAUUAUUCCCAUUAUUUCCAAUAAUCUUCUGUUUACAUCAGUCACUGACUCGCUCACUCUUUACCUGAAACAGACUGCAGUUUCUGCAAGGCAGGUUUGAGUGGUGCGUAAGCUUGAAUUUGACAGAAGUGGACUGAGCACACAGUCUCAAUAAAAUUAAAGACAGGUGGUUCUGGAUACUGUGCCACAAGCCAAGUAUAAGGAUGCACCUUGGUGAAUACUGCCUGCAUAAGGAGCAGCAUAUCACUUCCUCAUAAACUAGAUAGACACUGGCAGGCUAUUCCAGAGUGUAAAGAUUAAUAUGAUGUAGUUUGAUCAGGUAGUUUAGACAUAGCUUCAGCUCUGUGCUCUGGUUAUGAAUAGCCAUUGCAUUAAAGUUUUGACCUGUGUUUAAAUUCACUGCUGCUACUCUUGCUAUCAAGAUAGUCCUUUUGAAGAGACUAAGAUAGUUUUUUGUAUUUUUGCCACUAAUUAACACAAAAAAGAUAAUUUAUUUUUUCCUGAAGCUGCACUGAUUCCUCCCUAAAACUGAUUCCAAAAUUCAAAGAGAGAAACUUUCCAAGUCUCUGCCCCAGACAUGAAAGAAAAAGAGAUACAGCUGUUGAAAGGGAAUGGGAACUGAACUGACAAGACUUCUGAUGCCAUGUCGGGGGUGAUUUUUAAGACCUGGAAUAGGGAGUAUAGAAUAAGAAUUCAGUGGUACGUGAGAAUCUUUUCAACUUUAAUUUUAUGAAGAUUAAACCUGAUGUCCUUCCAUGUUGAGGACUCAGAACAGCUGGGAUUGGACCAGUGUCAGACAGUGCCCUGGCUCCUGCAGAAUGGAUGGCUUUUGACACUUGAUGCUGCUCUAUACAACUGAUGAACACCAGAUCCCUGCUGCAGGGCUGAAAGUGUCACAUGCCCCACCACCACAUACAGACUCUUUUCAUUAAUCACUGUUACAUGUUUCACGAUGUGCAUGUCACCUCAGACAAAGGAAGACAAGGCAAGCAAACCUUUCAAUUUUUACAUCUUUCAGUAAUUGGAACAGACCUUCCCAAACCAGCUCUGUCCUUCACAGAAGCUGUUCCUUUAGAUCUCCUCCUUUCUUCAUGCUACUGUCUCAAUGAGGAGGUUGUUAGCAAACAUAUACUCUAAUAUUGUUCUUCAGAUUUUCCUAAAGAGUGUUUUUCUGAUUGGUUUCAAAGGGACUUCGUUCUGAUUGGGAAGCAAAAUCAAACAAACAAACAAAAAAACAACAAAAAAAAACAGACAUUCUUCUUAAGAACUCAAUAUCUAUCUGGCUUGAGUUAAGCUAUUUUGAGAAACCUUUUAAGAAGUAAAGAAGAAUAGUCCUUUCAAAAGUACCUGAGUAACUUCAUAAUAAUGCAUCCAUGGGCAGCUUUCUCAAAUUAAAACAGUGUGAAUCCAACCAUCAUAAAGAAUUCAGCAAUAACAAACUAAAGUGAUUCACCAAUGAAUCAACCAACCAUACCAGUGUGUUUUUUUUUUUUACUUCCUAGUAUCUGUCACCACCCUUGAAAUAUCCAAUACACGGUGGAGCUGAUACUGCAAGAAGUACUGCAAAAACUACAAGUUUUUGUUUCAAGCUUAUUGUGUGUACAAAGCCAAAAAUCAAAACUACAUGGGACAACAAUCAUUCUAAUCAAUCACUUGUCAGCAUAUUUUUAACACUAAAAAAAAAAAAAAGGCCUGUGGAAAUUAUACAAUAGACUUGAAGUAGGAGAUUAUAUAUACACAGAGACCUGAUUUGUCCACUCUGCAAUGUACCCACUUGUCAUGAAUUUAAGAUCCACCCCUUGAACUUAUUGAAAAAGUAGUUUUCUGAGUCAACAAUAAUGUUAAGGUAUUGUUUUAGUCUCUAUAUGUAAUCUCCUUGUAUACUACUGAUCACUCUAUUGAAAAUAUAUCAGAAGUACACAUUCUCUCUCUGAUCUUAGUAAGGAUCUGGAGGUCUGUUUGGCAGCCUGCUUCUUGUGCCCCACCAGUAACAAAGCUGCCUCAGAAAGAAAUGAGCUCCGCUCAUUGUCAUCUGUCAUAAGGAUGCUCAAGGCAUGAAAGUCUCCAGUUCACUGUUCUGAGAUUGUGCUUACCUUGCACUGCUAACACCUACAUCCUUGUACUGGGGAAACAGGAAGCAGAAAUGUUAAUAAGCAAGAGCUGUCAUGAAGCUCAUUGUUUUCUGCCAUAAAUUCAUUCUAAAUUCACAAACAUGGCAAAUGUGACUUUUCCUUCUUCCAAAUAUAAAUACUUGAGUAUUUCAGAGACCACUCCACUCUGAUGGAUGCACAUGUACCUCUUAUUUGUAGGUUACUUGAUUUUAAAAUAAAGCAAACAAAUUAAAAAAAAAACAAACCCUAUGUAGAUACCUAUUUUGUAUGAUUCCUUGAUAAAGUUUUUAUUUUAAUCAAUGCUUUUGGCGAUGAUAAUUCCAACAGUAUGGAAUGAGACAACAGCCUUUGUUUCCCUAACUGCUGUGUGUAUGUGAAAGGCUGUCUUGGAGAUACGUGAGAUUUCUGAUCUUAAUAAAAUGAAAUUAUCCUGAAUGAA